AUGGGUGACCACGCCACCAUCAACAACCCCUCCGCCACCGACGCCGCCUUCGCGGAGAAGGGCAAGGGCAAGGCCCAGGACCCUGAGAUCAGCAUGGAGGAGGACAGCUCGUCUGAGAGCGAGAACGAGAACGAGAUGGCCGACAACGACGAUGAGGACGCUGAUGACCAGCUCGAGCCUAUCUCGCAAGACAACAUCAUCUCAGGUGGUCGCCGCACCCGCGGCAAGAACAUCGAUUGGCAGGAAGUGCGCGACAACAACGCGGACGCAAUGGAAGACGACGAAGACGACGACGAGGACUACCAGGGCGGUGACAACGACGACCAGAUGCACGACUAA
Messenger RNA from Penicillium canariense, 339 nucleotides. RefSeq names its product histone H2A.Z-specific chaperone CHZ1. Lineage: Eukaryota; Fungi; Ascomycota; Eurotiomycetes; Eurotiales; Aspergillaceae. The coding region runs from base 1 to 339 and encodes 112 amino acids. The transcript has 3 exons. The record is from RefSeq and is a predicted model, not a curated record.